UCCCAGGAGCCACUCCCAUGGGCUCCUCUCCAGUGCUCGGCCUGGAAGCAUUAGGAGCAGGGACGGGGCAGACCCCCUGAGUGUGAGGCUGGAGCAGGCGGUGGCGCGGGACCCACCUCCGCCCAGACUCUUGGUGAGAGGAGGCCCCGAGAGCAGGGGCAGACUGGAGCCUAGGCCCUCCCAGAACCCGGGAAACUGUGCCACUGGGCUGUGGGAGGGGGCUUGGGUCGGAAGGUGAAGAGCAGCUUGGCCAGGUGAGGAGGCGGCGGUGUACCGCCAGCGGCGUGUACCCAUGCACCAGAGCUGGAGAGGGCCGGGAGCCGUGGUCCAGCAGGCACAGGGCCGGCUGGCGUGGGUCAGAGUGCCCAUCACUGACCCGUGAGAACCCGACUGCCCCUGCCAGCUCUGGCACUGCCCCCUCGCAGCCGCUUGCCCUAGCACCCCAGGGGGCACCCCGCCCCACAGUGGCCUGGUCCGGCCCCUCCCGCCCUUUGCUCCAGUUCCCGGGCUUGGUACCUAUAGUGGGGGUGCUGCCCGCCUGCCAGGCUCCGGGGCCGGGCCCACGGGAGGGUGGGGCGGCUGGGAAGCUGGCACGCUGCCCCCGGGGAGCCUCUCUCGGCAGGCGCCCGGGUGCCGCGGGGGGAGGGGGGAACAAAGGGCUCAUUCUCCCCAUGCGCAGCCGGUGGCAUCGCCGGGGCGUUGGCGGAAGCCCCCGGGGCACGGGAGGGGGCAGGCCCAGGCGGGGCCGCCGAAUCACGGGCUCCUGUUUCCCGCAGGGUGCUGGAGGAGGAAACCGGCGGAGCAGCUUCCUCACUCUCAGUUGCGCGUCUGGCGAUGGCGAUCAGAGGUCCUGCUGCGCUCCCCGCUGCGCUCUCCCUCCAUUAGCCGCGCUGCCCCGCUUUGCGCCCUCGCUGGUGCUCUCGUCUGGGUUCCAGGAUCGGCGCCCCCUUCCAGGCACGACCCCCUCCCCCGGCCCCUCGGCCUUUCCCCCACUCGGCCGUCUCCGACCCGGGGCGCGCGUUCCCCCGGCCCGGCUCCCUCUCUCCCUCCGGGGACACCGCUCCCUAGCCCCAGCCCGGCCCUCCCCGCGGCGCAGCACGGAGUCUCCGCGUCCCAUGGCGCAACCCACUGCCUCGGCCCAAAAGCUGGUGCGGCCGAUCCGCGCCGUGUGCCGCAUCCUGCAGAUCCCGGAGUCCGACCCCUCCAACCUGCGGCCCUAGAGCGCUCCCGCUGCCCCGGGGGAGAGAGAGCGCCAGCGCGCUGAGCACGGAGCGCUGAGCACGGAGCGCGGGGUAGCGAGGCCUCGCCCGCCGGCCGGGAGGCCCCGGAGCCAGCCCAUGGGGAGCGAGCGUCCGACGCCGGCCCCGAGGACCACCGCCCGAGCCGCACCUGGCCCGUGAAGCCCAGGGACCCCCUCUGGGAGAGCCCCAUGAGGGCAGGAGAGUGAUGGAGAGUACGCCCAGCUUCCUGAAGGACACCCCAGCCUGGGAGAAGACUGCCCCUGAGAAUGGCAUCAUGGGACGAGAGCCGAAUGCCCUGCCACGAGACGGCCUGCGCCAUGGGGCACUGUGCCUGGGAGAGCCUGCUCCCUUCUGGAGGGGUGUCCUGAGCACCCCAAACUCCUGGCUUCCCCCUGGCUUCCCUCAGGGCCCCAAGGACACGCUCCCACUGGUGGAGGGUGAAGGCCCCCGGAAUGGGGAGAGGAAGGCCAGCUGGCUGAGCGGCAAGGAGGGGCUGCGCUGGAAAGAGGCGAUGCUCACCCAUCCACUGGCAUUAUAUGGGUCAGCAUGCCCGCCUCGCUAUGGCCCCCUGAUUCCUGAGCAUAGCAGUGGCCAUCCAAAAAGUGACCCUGUGGCCUUCCGGCCCUUGCACUGCCCCUUCCUGCUGGAGACCAAGAUCUUGGAGCGAGCUCCCUUCUGGGUGCCCACCUGCUUACCACCCUACCUAGUGUCCAGCCUGCCUCCAGAGCGUCCAUGUGACUGGCCCCUGGCCCCGCACCCCUGGGUGUACUCCGGGGGCCAGCCCAAAGUGCCCUCUGCUUUCAGCUUAGGCAGCAAGGGUUUUUACCAUAAGGAUCCGAGUAUUUUCAGGCUGGCGAAGGAGCCGUUGGCAACGGUGGACCCUGGGUUGCUGGGCUUAGCCCCUGGCGGGCCGCUCCAGAGAAGCGGGGAGGCAGAGUGCCCUUCGCUCCACCCGAGGGAUGGAGAGACAGGCCUCGGCAGGCAUCAGAAUCUCUGCCCACUUCUCCUGGGGCAUCCAGACACUGUUCCCCGGACCCCCUGGCCCACUUGUCCCCCAGGCCUUGUUCAUACUCUUGGCAACGUCUGGACUGUCCCGGGCGGUGGGGGCCUUGGGUACCAGCUGAGGCCAUCAACCACAUCAAGGUGCCCCUCUCCUGGGCCUCCCACCACCCAGGUGGGCUGUUACUCAUCCCACCCACCUGCUGGAGAUGGAGGCCUUGGCCCUUGUGGGAAGUGCCAGGAGGGCCUGGAGGGGGGCGCCAGGGGGUCCGGCGAGUCCAUCGAGGAAGCAAACAAGGCCUCCGGUCCCAGGGCCUGCCUGCCCAACCACCACACCAAGCUGAAGAAGACGUGGCUCACCAGACACUCCGAGCAGUUCGGGUGCCCGGGAGGCUGCCCUGGGGACGAGGAGAGCCCGGCUGCCCCGCUUCAGACCCUCAAGAGGGCAAGUAGCCCUGAGGUCCAGGGAGUGGCCGGCAGCCCAGCCGCCAAGCGCCCCCCUGACCCUUUCCCAGGCAGUGCAGGGCAGGACGUCCUGGACUCAUCACCGGGGAACAAGGCGGAGGCAGAACAGCGUGCUGACCGCAGAGGACCCCGAGAUGGCAGGGCCGGCCUCCAGGACCCAGGGCGUCAGGAUGCACCUUGCUCAGCUCCCCCGGCAGGCAUUGCUCAGUGCCAAAGCUGUGCCCAGGCAGCGGGUGAGGUGGGAGGGCUGGCCUGCCACUCCCAGCAAGUGCCCAGAUCGUCUCUGGGAGGGGAGCAGCAGGAGGAAGACUCGGCAGCCAGCUCCGAGGAGGGAGGAGGCUCUGGCCCGAAGGCCGGGCCCAGCGUGGGCCUCGCCAAACACCUUCUGAGUGGUUUGGGGGACCGACUGUGCCGCCUGCUGCGGAGGGAGCGGGAGGCCCUGGCCUGGGCACAGCGGGAAGGCCAGGGGCCGGCUAGGACAGAGGACAACCCAGGCGUUCCAGGUUGCUGCAGCCGCUGCCACCAUGGACUCUUCAACACCCACUGGAGUUGCCCCCGCUGCAGCCACCGGCUGUGUGUGGCCUGUGGUCGCAUGGCGGGUGCUGGGAGGGCCAGGGAGAAAGCAGGCUCUCCGGAGCAGCCCACGGAGGAGUGUGCCCAGGAGGCUGGGCACAGCGCCUCCUCCCUGAUGCUCACCCAGUUUGUUUCCAGCCAGGCUUUGGCAGAACUGAGCACCGCAAUGCACCAGGUCUGGAUCAAGUUUGAUAUCCGGGAGCACUGUCCCUGCCAAGCUGAUGCCCAGGUGUGGGCCCCUGGGGAUGGGGGCCAGCAGAAGGAGCCUAGAGAAAAAAACACCCCAACUCCACAACCUUCCUGCACGGAGGACACCAACAGGACCAAGGACAUCAAAGCGGAGACCCUGGACUCCACAGAGACCCCUGCCAAGGACCGUGCCAGCCGAGGGCCCCUGCCUUGUCCCUCUCUCUGUGAACUGCUGGCCUCCACUGCUGUCAAACUCUGCUUGGGGCACGAGCGGAUACAUAUGGCCUUUGCCCCUGUCACUCCAGCCCUGCCCAGCGAUGACCGAAUCACCAAUAUCCUGGACAGCAUCAUCGCGCAGGUAGUGGAACGGAAGAUCCAGGAGAAAGCCCUGGGGCCUGGGCUGCGGCCUGGAUCAGCCCUGCGCAAGGGUCUGGGCCUGCCCCUCUCACCAGUGCGGCCUAGGCUGCCUCCCCCGGGGGCUUUGCUGUGGCUGCAGGAGCCCAGGCCUCGGCGAGGCUUCCACCUCUUCCAGGAGCACUGGAGGCAGGGCCAGCCUGUGUUGGUGUCAGGGAUUCAGAGGACAUUGCAAGGCAGCCUGUGGGGGACCGAGGCUCUUGAGGCGCUUGGAGGCCAGGUGCAGGCGCUGACCCCCCUCGGGCCUCCGCAGCCUACAAACCUGGGCACGGCAGCCUUCUGGGAUGGAUUCUCCCGGCCUGAGAUUCGCCCAAAGUCAUCUGAGGGCUCAGUCCUCCUGCUGCACAGAGCUCUGCGGGAUGAGGACACGAGCAGGCUGGAGAACCUGGCUGCCAGCCUGCCCCUCCCAGAGUACUGUGCCCAACAUGGGAAACUCAACCUGGCUUCCUACCUCCCACCGGGCCCUGCCCUGUGUCCACUGGAGCCCCAGCUGUGGGCAGCCUAUGGUGUAAGCCCACACCGUGGGCACCUGGGGACCAAGAACCUCUGUGUGGAGGUGACUGACCUAGUCAGCAUCCUGGUCCGUGCUGAAGCCCCACUGCCUGCCUGGCAUCGGGCACAGAAAGACUUCCUCUCAGGCCUGGACGGGGAGGGGCUCUGGUCUCCAGGCAGCCAGGUCAGCACCGUGUGGCACGUGUUCCGGGCACAGGACGCCCAACGCAUCCGCCGUUUUCUCCAGAUGGUGUGUCCGGCUGGGGCAGGCAACCUGGAGCCUGGCACCCCAGGAAGCUGCUACCUGGAUGCAGGGCUUCGGCGGCGCCUGCGGGAGGAGUGGGGUGUGAGCUGCUGGACCCUGCUGCAGGCCCCCGGAGAGGCUGUGCUGGUCCCCGCAGGGGCUCCCCACCAGGUGCAGGGCCUGGUAAGCACAGUGAGUGUCACUCAGCACUUCAUGUCCCCCGAGACCUCUGCCCUCUCUGCUCAGCUCUGCCACCAGGGGUCCAGCCUGUCCCCUGACUGCCGCCUGCUUUGUGCCCAGGUGGACUGGGCUGUGUUCCAAGCAGUGAAGUUGGCCGUGGGAACAUUACGGGAAGCUAAAUAGAGGGAUCCCAGGUGUCUGGGGUAGAGGUGGUGGGUAGGUAGACCAGGUGCUCAGCUCAGGCACAGCAUAAGCAGAGAAGACACUGGGGACUUGGGGACUUUUGGUCAAUUCCACAUGCACCACUCUGGGUACCAGCAGGACACCCUGUUUCCCGCUUCUAACCUGGACCCUAAAGCCAACAACCACAGUGCCACUGAAGUUCACACCUGCCCUUCGCAGGCUGGCACCUGCUCCACCCCUGUGCCCCUCUCCAUGGUACCAGGCCCACACUGGGGGUGCUGACUCCCUUCAGCCCCUGGCCCCCCAACCCAGGAGACAAACAGCCUUUCCUUGGGGGACUUUGGGAAUCAGUCUGGCUUAAGCAACACCUUCUGCUCCCUCAUCUCCUGCUGUCCCACCUGCGCCAAGCUCUGUUACACACCCACCUCCUCACGGGACUCUGGGCGCCCAUGCACUGCAGGCAUCUGGACAAUGGGGCCGCUGAAAUCCUGCCCUCUUGUGACGCGUGGGGCGGGGGUGGCCUCAGGACACUACCCAGGCUUGGCUGAAGGGAAUGAUGGGGUGAGGCCCUGUCCCUGUUCCCUCCUCUCACCUCCCUCCUUCCUAUUUUCCAUUAAAGUCUUGUUUUCUGAAAGCCACCAGGCCAGUGUGGUUGGCCCUGCUCCUGCUGGCCACAUAGAUUGGGGAGGGAGGGGAGACAUGGAAAUGGAACCAGGUGGGCAGGAGCUGGGCUGUCUCUGACAGGGACCUCAAACACCCCUGCCUGCUCUUCUUCCCUGGACCUGGGUCCCUCCCUCUCACUGAGCAGAUGGAGCCUUCCAGGGGGCUACCCUGAGGAUGCUCCUGACAAGCGACAAUAGCAAGGCAGAGCCCUGGGCACAGCAGCAAGGUGGCUUUGACCCCAACCCUCCCCGAAAACUCCAGGCUACCCCAUCUCUUCCAUCUGAUCUGACUCGGAGCUCCGGGAGUAUGGCCCAGGACAGCCCCGGCCAGGGCUUGGCCUGCUGCCUGAGCCGGUUGGCAGCCCCUCCCCAUCCCCAGGGCUCUCUGGUGUGGCUCUGCCUGUUCCCCUGCCCUAGCACACCUCAGCCAGCAUGCUCCCACUCGUCAUACCUGAUUGUUCUGCGGUGGUUCGGGAAAUGUGUGUGUGAUUUUUUUAAUAAAAUAAAAUUUUUUAUUAUAAAUUUAA
This is a messenger RNA of Myotis lucifugus (little brown bat), 6169 nucleotides long. RefSeq names its product HR, lysine demethylase and nuclear receptor corepressor (gene HR). Gene Ontology annotation, biological process: regulation of transcription by RNA polymerase II. Gene Ontology annotation, cellular component: chromatin; histone deacetylase complex. Bases 1447 to 4980 code for a protein of 1177 amino acids. NCBI's taxonomy places the organism in Eukaryota, Metazoa, Chordata, Mammalia, Chiroptera, Vespertilionidae. The transcript is spliced from 19 exons. The record is from RefSeq and is a predicted model, not a curated record. Gene Ontology annotation, molecular function: histone H3K9 demethylase activity; chromatin DNA binding; transcription coregulator activity.